Messenger RNA from Ipomoea nil (Japanese morning glory), 2247 nucleotides. RefSeq lists its product as uncharacterized. Bases 1 to 2247 code for a protein of 748 amino acids. The transcript has a single exon. The record is from RefSeq and is a predicted model, not a curated record. Lineage: Eukaryota; Viridiplantae; Streptophyta; Magnoliopsida; Solanales; Convolvulaceae.
AUGAGGCCAAUUGCGUUAAGCAAUGUGGUUUACAGGAUUAUGGCGAAGAUGAUUGCGAAUAGAAUGACGCCACUGAUGGGAGGAAUAAUCUCAGAGUCCCAGAGUGCUUUCAUUCCGGGCCGUUUAAUUACAGAUAAUAUAUUGGUGGCUGCGGAAGUGGGACACUAUUUGCAUAGGAAACAGUGUGGCAGUGCGGGGUGGAGUGCGUUAAAACUGGACAUGUCAAAAGCUUAUGACAGAAUGGAAUGGCCUUUCCUGAAGAAGAUGAUGACUGUUAUGGGUUUUGAUGAGCACUGGAUCCGCCUUAUUAUGCUAUGUGUUACCACAGUAAGAUAUUCGAUUAUGAUAAAUGGGGAGGUGGGUGGAAGUGUGACCCCGACUCAUGGGCUGAGACAGGGAGAUCCUCUUUCUCCUUAUUUAUUUAUUAUUUGUGCGGAGGGACUUUCAAUGUUAUUACAGAGAGCACAGAUGGAUGGGGCUAUACAUGGAUGUAGGGUGGCUAGAGGGGCACCACCGGUCUCACACUUAUUUUUUGCAGAUGACAGUCUGUUGUUUUUCAAAGCAAAUAUUCAGGAAGCAGCUGUUAUUAAGCAGUGCCUGGUUAGAUAUGAGAAAUUGUCUGGCCAAAUGGUGAACUAUAAUAAAUCAAAUAUUUGCUUUAGUAGAAAUACCCAGAUGGCGCAGAGGCAGCAUGUGGCGUGGUGUUUGGGGGUGGAACUGGCAUCUAAUUUUGGGAAAUAUCUGGGGCUCCCUUCCUUUAUAGGAAGAAAUAAAAGGGCUGUAUUUGCAUAUAUUGAGGAUAAAAUCAGGCAGCGAAUUGGAUCAUGGAACAAAAAGUUACUCUCACAGGCGGGGAAGGAAGUACUCUUAAAAAGUGUGGCUCAGUCUAUGCCUACAUUUUCUAUGAGUGUGUUUUUGUUACCUGAAUCAGUGUGUUUGUCUAUACAACGUACUAUGAAUAAAUAUUGGUGGGGGACAAGAGCAGAUCGUGGAAUACAUUGGAAGGCUUGGGAUAAAUUAUGCAUCCCUAAGAAAUAUGGAGGAUUAGGUUUUAAGGACCUUCGUGCGUUUAAUCUGGCCAUGCUGGGGAAACAGGCAUGGAGAUUUCUUACAGAACCUACCACUCUAGUAGCAAGGAUCUAUAAGGCUAGAUAUUAUCCAACGACUACUUUUAUUGAUGCUACUAUAGGAAAUAAUCCGAGCCACUGCUGGCGGAGUAUUAUGGCCACCCAUGAUCUAGUCUGUGCCGGGGUGCGCAGAAGGAUUGGAAACGGUAGGGAUACAUUGAUAUGGGGACAUCCUUGGUUGUCUGAUGAUCCUAGUCCUUUGGUUCAAACACACAUGCCUGAAGGGUUAAGACAAGCACUAGUGAGUGGCCUUGUAGAUCAAGAUACGGGUACCUGGGAUCCACAUAUUCUCAAUGAUUUAUUUGUUCCUGAGGAUGUGAGCCGAAUCUCAAGAAUACUAAUAAGCCCAGAUUAUGAUGACACUUGGUAUUGGAAGGGGGACACACAAGGAAUAUACACGGUUAAGAAUGCCUAUAGGCAUAUUAUGGGGGACUAUUCUGAUGACCCAGGUGCUUUUGAUAAAUGGGUUACAUUAUGGAAAUUAAGAGUGCCACCCAAAUGGAAAACCUUUUUAUGGAGAGCCGUGUCUGGCAUACUACCCACCACUGAUAAUUUAAUUGUUAAACGGGUGGAGGUGGAUCCUAUAUGUCCCAUGUGCGGCAAUACACAGGAAAAUAUUAUGCAUGUACUGGUUUUAUGUGAUUAUUCUAAAAUGGUUUGGAAUAUUUCGGGGUUACCUGUCACGAAUAUUCAAACUAAUUUUUUCCGAUCAUGGUGCAUAGGCAUGAUGGACUCGUUGUUGGAGGGGCAAGUACGCCUGGCAGUUGGGAUCCUCUACUACUUAUGGUUAGCAAGGAAUUCGGCGCUGUGGGAGAGAGCCUUGCCGUGCACGGCCUACGGCUACAGUGAAGAAGGCGGUGCUGACCGAGGAGGCCUUCACCAGGCUGAGACGUGGGACGACACAGCCGAAUGCUACGGUGAUGCCGGAAACCGAACCGUAUGGGCUCAGGUGCUAUUUCGAUGCAGGCUACAGACAACACACGGGGGAAGCAACGUUCGGAGUUGUGUUACUCAGUCACGAGGGUGUUUUUAUGGCAGCCUCGGCGGGGACACUACCUGGAGCUUUUUCACCCAUUAUGGCAGAAGCCCUAGCAUGCAAGGAAGCCCUAUCGUGGCUUAA